This is a messenger RNA of Pelagomonas calceolata, 1103 nucleotides long. NCBI's taxonomy places the organism in Eukaryota, Pelagophyceae, Pelagomonadales, Pelagomonadaceae. The record is from the annotation of a GenBank genome assembly.
CGCGUACAGGUGUACCUACGGUAUGAUACAUAUCGACAGUAGUGGAAACAGACUUUGGAGAUGAUAGGUCCUGUCUGACCGGCCUAACUUAUCAUUCCACACACAACAACUGGCAGCCGAAAUGCUGCUCUCCCGCUUGGCUCUCCUGAACUUGGCAAUCCUGCCCGGGUGCAGGGCGGCGUGCCUGGAGCACAUCCGCGGUGCCCCCCUCGACAAAGCCGCGGAACAUCACGCGCGCCUUCAAGGCUUUUAUAAUCGCACGCAGCCGUACGACCACCUCCCGCCGGGGGCUCACAAUGUCGUCUCGGCGUAUUUUCAACGACACUGGCACCCGACGCUACGCUGCCAGCGGCUCCAUCGCUACCCAGCCACUGCCAGGCUCGACGGCAAGCGGUUGUGCGACUUGCCAGCGUGCCUCCGCGCCUCUGCGAGCCCUCUGGUCAUCUCGGUCGGCUCAAACGGCAUUUUUACAUUCGAGGACGCGAUCCGCGCAUUGGAGCCACGGGUUGAGAUCCACACCAUCGAUGGGACGAUGGGGGCGCGACCGGACUUGCGGGCGAAGGCGGAGGAGCGGCAUGCCGCUGGUACUCUUUUCUUCCACGACAAACUGCUCUGCGGCGGGCUGGACGGCGAGGACGAGGGCGCGGAGUGCAACAAGGCACGGGCGGCGAAUCAAGCCAAUCGCACGAUGCACCUCUCAGACAUCGCUCGCGGCCCCCCCGCGUGGCUCUACGUCCCGUCGAACGGAGCUAAGAGAUGUCACCCCGCAGGUGGACGCGUCGUCAACGUCCUCAAAAUAGACUGCGAGGGUUGUGAAUUCGGGACGUACCGGCACUGGUUCGACGACGGCGUGUGCAUCGAACAAAUCGCCGUUGAGGUGCACGCAAUCUUCGCCGCGCACUGCAAGAGGUGUGACAAGACGGUGCGGCUUCGGGAAGCGCACGACCUGCUUGUAUUCCUCACUAGGAAUGGUUACGAGCUCUUCGCCGAGGAACACGCGCCCAAAUCCCACGGGGUCCUGGAGAUGGCGUUCGUUCGGAGAGAACGCUGCCCCGCUGGGUAAGUUCACCGCUUCAAGUUACUUCAAGUUUAGAUAAUUCUAG